AUGGAGCUAGAUGCACCUGCGCCUCCUGCAGUUAUCACUACUGUAGCUGACUCCGGGGAGAACCAAAGCCUGGUUGCACAUGAGCCACCCGCUACUUUCACUUCGAUGAAGUUCGACACGUCGAGACUCGUUUUGGAGAUGCCAGAGCAAGUGAACGCCUCAAUUCCGUUCGAGGACCGGCAUCAGACGAUUUUUGGAUACAACGCCACCAUGGCAUAUCUGCAACUGUAUACCAAGUCCCCCGAUUCGAAAGAGCAGCUCUUCCUGUUCUUCACGUGCAGUGACGACAAGGGCAAUCGAGACGACUGGACUCCGAAUUGCGCCACAGCUCGCGAGAAGGUAUAUGCUACGUUUGCCAAGUCACCUUCCACGAACAGGCUCGUGACUAUUCACACAGGAUCUCGUGAGGAAUGGACCAAGUUAGGCGGUAAUGCUUUCACCGACGACGAUGAUCUCCGCCUCAAGGCGAUCCCCACAGUUAUGCGGUGGGAUGGUGGUGUACCCGGCUCACUUCGUUCAACGUGGGGCGUCUUAGUGGAUCAUUCGAUAAUGUACGAACCGCUGCUUCGCUACCUCUUCCGUAACGCCGACGAGCAAGACAAACUACUCGCAAUCCCUGAAGUGGAGACCAAGGAGAUCGUCACGCUGAGAGGAUACGCGCAGUACCGGGCGUACAUGGAGGAAUAUGCUCGAAGUGGGUCACGGUAUCCGAUGUUCAUGAUGAUGGUGUCGGGUCGAUUCCGGCGCAACAAUCGGCUGUGGUGUCCUUGGUGUCGGCAGUCCGAGAUGCCUCUGGAGUACGCUUUCUACGCCUACGCGCCGGCCAAUGCCAAGCUGGUCCUUGUCGAGACCUACGACAAAUACAUCGUGUGGCGAAACCCGGAUAACGAGUUCAAGCAAGACCCGCAACUCGCAGUGAAAGGUGUGCCAUGGUUCUACCGAGUAUUCCCCGGCCCUCCGGGCCAACCGUUGACAUACCAGCGAGUCAAGAAGAAGUUCUACCUGCUUGAACAACUGCAGCAGGCUUUUCAAGGCUCGGAAUGA
Messenger RNA from Phytophthora sojae, 1044 nucleotides. RefSeq lists its product as hypothetical. Lineage: Eukaryota; Oomycota; Peronosporomycetes; Peronosporales; Peronosporaceae. The record is from RefSeq and is a predicted model, not a curated record. The transcript has a single exon. Gene Ontology annotation, cellular component: cytosol. Gene Ontology annotation, molecular function: protein-disulfide reductase [NAD(P)H] activity. Bases 1 to 1044 code for a protein of 347 amino acids.